UUCCAGCUCCAGAAUGUUGACAAUUGCUCUUCUUGCCCUCCUUUGUGCAUCCGCCUCUGCCAAUGCCAUUCAGGCUAGGUCCUCCUCCUCCUAUAAUGGAGAGUAUGGAGGCGGUGGCGGAGAACGAUUCUCUCAUUCUGGCAACCAGAUGGACGGCCCCAUCACUGCCAUCCGUGUCCGAGUCAACAGAUACUACAUCGUAGGUCUCCAGGUGCGCUAUGGCAAGGUGUGGAGUAACUAUGUGGGUGGCAGCCAGGGAGACCUGGAGGAGAUCUUCCUGCAUCCUGGGGAAUCAGUGAUCCAGGUGUCUGGCAAGUACAAGUACUACCUGAGGAAGCUGGUCUUCGUGACUGACAAGGGCCGCUACCUGCCUUUUGGGAAAGACACAGGCACAAGUUUCAAUGCUGUCCCCUUGUACCCCAACACCGUGCUUCGAUUCAUCAGUGGCCGAGCUGGCUCCCUUAUAAAUGCCAUUGGUCUGCACUGGGACACCUACCCCAGUGAUUGCAGCAGCUGCUGAGCCCCAGCCUCCUCCUAGGCAGAGGCAAUGCCGUGGGGGGUGUGAGAACCACCUCACACUGACACCAUCCACAGCGCUCAAUUAAAAAAAUAAAAGGA
Messenger RNA from Pteronotus mesoamericanus, 618 nucleotides. It is a transcript of the gene ZG16, whose product is annotated as zymogen granule protein 16. Lineage: Eukaryota; Metazoa; Chordata; Mammalia; Chiroptera; Mormoopidae. Bases 14 to 520 code for a protein of 168 amino acids. The record is from RefSeq and is a predicted model, not a curated record. The transcript has 3 exons.